UUUGCAAAAGUAUGGUGACUCAUAAGGAGUUGAGGCAAUGGCCUCAACUUGCAUUUGCUUUAGCUCUUUGCUUGCUAGCUUCUUGUGUAGCUGAGGAUUCCAAGCCUUACAUUUAUGCAUCACCCCCACCGCCAAAGCACGUCGAUCCGGUUUACUAUUACAAGUCGCCACCCCCACCGUAUUACUACAAGUCUCCUCCUCCACCUAAGAAAUCUCCACCGCUGCCGUAUUACUACAAGUCUCCUCCUCCACCUAAGAAAUCUCCACCACCGCCGUAUUACUACAAGUCUCCUCCUCCACCUAAAAAAUCUCCACCACCACCGUAUUACUACAAGUCUCCUCCUCCACCUAAAAAAUCUCCACCACCCCCAUAUUACUACAAGUCUCCUCCUCCACCUAAAAAAUCUCCACCACCCCCAUAUUACUACAAGUCUCCUCCUCCACCUAAAAAAUCUCCACCACCCCCAUAUUACUACAAGUCUCCUCCUCCACCUAAAAAAUCUCCACCACCCCCAUAUUACUACAAGUCUCCUCCUCCACCUAAAAAAUCUCCACCACCCCCAUAUUACUACAAGUCUCCUCCUCCACCUAAAAAAUCUCCACCACCCCCAUAUUACUACAAGUCUCCUCCUCCACCUAAAAAAUCUCCACCACCCCCAUAUUACUACAAGUCUCCUCCUCCACCUAAAAAAUCUCCACCACCCCCAUAUUACUACAAGUCUCCUCCUCCACCUAAAAAAUCUCCACCACCCCCAUAUUACUACAAGUCUCCUCCUCCACCUAAAAAAUCUCCACCACCCCCAUAUUACUACAAGUCUCCUCCUCCACCUAAAAAAUCUCCACCACCCCCAUAUUACUACAAGUCUCCUCCUCCACCUAAAAAAUCUCCACCACCCCCAUAUUACUACAAGUCUCCUCCUCCACCUAAAAAAUCUCCACCACCCCCAUAUUACUACAAGUCUCCUCCUCCACCUAAAAAAUCUCCACCACCCCCAUAUUACUACAAGUCUCCUCCUCCACCUAAAAAAUCUCCACCACCCCCAUAUUACUACAAGUCUCCUCCUCCACCUAAAAAAUCUCCACCACCCCCAUAUUACUACAAGUCUCCUCCUCCACCUAAAAAAUCUCCACCACCCCCAUAUUACUACAAGUCUCCUCCUCCACCUAAAAAAUCUCCACCACCCCCAUAUUACUACAAGUCUCCUCCUCCACCUAAAAAAUCUCCACCACCCCCAUAUUACUACAAGUCUCCUCCUCCACCUAAAAAAUCUCCACCACCCCCAUAUUACUACAAGUCUCCUCCUCCACCUAAAAAAUCUCCACCACCCCCAUAUUACUACAAGUCUCCUCCUCCACCUAAAAAAUCUCCACCACCCCCAUAUUACUACAAGUCUCCUCCUCCACCUAAAAAAUCUCCACCACCCCCAUAUUACUACAAGUCUCCUCCUCCACCUAAAAAAUCUCCACCACCCCCAUAUUACUACAAGUCUCCUCCUCCACCUAAAAAAUCUCCACCACCCCCAUAUUACUACAAGUCUCCUCCUCCACCUAAAAAAUCUCCACCACCCCCAUAUUACUACAAGUCUCCUCCUCCACCUAAAAAAUCUCCACCACCCCCAUAUUACUACAAGUCUCCUCCUCCACCUAAAAAAUCUCCACCACCCCCAUAUUACUACAAGUCUCCUCCUCCACCACCUAAAAAAUCUCCACCACCACCAUAUUACUACAAGUCUCCUCCUCCACCUAAAAAAUCUCCACCACCACCGUAUUACUACAAGUCUCCUCCACCACCUAAGAAAUCUCCACCGCCGCCGUAUUACUACAAGUCUCCUCCCCCACCUAAGAAAUCUCCACCACCACCGUAUUACUACAAGUCUCCCCCUCCACCACCUAAAAAAUCUCCCUCACCGCCGUACUACUACAAGUCUCCUCCUCCACCACCUAAAAAAUCUCUACCGUCGCCGUAUUACUACAAGUCUCCUCCUCCACCUAAAAAAUCUCCACCACCCCCGUAUUACUACAAGUCUCCUCCUCCACCAAAGAAAUCUCCACCGCCCCCGUAUUACUACAAGUCUCCUCCUCCACCACCUAAGAAAUCUCCACCACCGCCUUAUUACUAUAGUUCUCCACCACCACCUAAAAAAUCUCCACGCCCACCAUACUACUACAAAUCACCACCCCCUCCAUCACCAUCACCUCCACCCCCAUACUAUUACAAGUCUCCCCCACCACCGUCUCCAUCUCCUCCGCCACCAUACUACUAUAAUUCUCCUCCACCACCUAAAAAGUCUCCACAUCCUCCUUACCAUUAUAAAUCUCCACCUCCACCAUCUCCAUCACCCCCACCCCCUUACUAUUACAAAUCACCUCCACCACCGUCACCCUCUCCUCCUCAUCACUACUAUUAUAAAUCUCCACCACCACCCCCUCCACACCGCCAUUACUAAAAUAGUCACUGAUUUCCAUUUUCAAAAUAUAUAUCAAGAAGUUGUUGUUUCACAUGCAUAAUCUAUAAUGCUCCUUGAUAUACAAGUGUAUGUACUUUCAUAAUUGAUAUGAAUAAAAGAGUGUUUUAACUUCGUUU
Molecule: messenger RNA, 2584 nt
Organism: Ipomoea triloba (trilobed morning glory)
Lineage: Eukaryota; Viridiplantae; Streptophyta; Magnoliopsida; Solanales; Convolvulaceae
Product: extensin-2-like
Exons: 1
Coding region: 12-2447 (811 amino acids)
Biological process (GO): plant-type cell wall organization
Molecular function (GO): structural constituent of cell wall
Source: RefSeq, a predicted model, not a curated record